CAAUCUCUGGCGGUGCGGCGAGAAUACGGAAGUGCGGGACUUGGCAGGUUCCUGGAGGAUAUUUAGCCUGUUAUAACGAUGAUUUCUGCACAAGUUGUCUAUGGCCUGCUUCUCUGUAGAUUGCUGCAUGUGCUCGGCACAGAAUCCAAAUCCCACAUUUCUGUUGUCUUAGUCGGGGCCACGGGGGACUUGGCCAAAAAGUACCUGUGGCAAGGUUUAUUUCAGUCGUAUGCAGAGCAGCUUGGUGGUGCCCACAGCCUGAGCUUUUAUGGGGGCACCCGCCUCAGCUCCUUGGAAGCCUCACCGGUAAUGUACGAGAUUCUGAAAGGCCUGUCCUGUUUGCCAAAUGUGCCAUCAGUGAAAUGCGUGCUGCUCAAGGAUCAGUUUCUGAAGUCAACCCAGUACCACCAACUGGACACUCACGAAGACUACUCCGCUUUGAACAAGAAGAUUGAGGAGACGCUGGCCCAAGAGGGGCUUCGGGAGGAAGGCCGCCUCUUCUAUCUUUCUAUUCCCGCUUUUGCCUACGCCAACACCGCGACCAAGAUUAAUGCCACCUGUCGGCCGCGGGGAGGGUCCUGGUUGCGUGUUGUCCUGGAAAAGCCCUUUGGACAUGACCUUCAUUCUGCCCAGCGGUUAGCCGAAGAGCUGCAGAAGGUCCUCCGAGAGGAGGAGAUGUACCGAAUUGAUCAUUACCUCGGUAAACAGGCGAUUGCCCAUAUUUUGCCAUUCCGACAUGACAAUCAGCAUUCCUUGGAUCCCAUUUGGAACCAGCAUCACGUUGAAAGAGUGGAAAUCGUCAUGAAGGAGACUUUGGAUUCUAAAGGUCGCACGAGUUUUUAUGAGCAGUACGGUGUCAUUUGCGACGUUGUUCAGAACCACCUGACGGAAAUUCUGACCUUUGUCGCCAUGGAGACCCCAGCAAACAUCAGCGACUCGGAAGAGAUCCACAGAAACAAAAUGAAGGUGUACGCCAGCUUGGAGAGACUGGAGAAACGGAGCGCAGUGACCGGCCAGUAUCAAGCGUACAACUCCGAGGUCAGGCAGGAACUCCAGAAGCCAGCUGACUAUAUCAGCACUGUCCCAACAUUCGCUGGUAUAGCGAUGUUCCUGGACAGCCCUCAGUGGGAUAAUGUGCCUUUUAUACUGACUGCUGGAAAAGCUCUGGAUGAACGAGUUGGUUACACUCGAAUUCUGUUCAAAAACAAAGCCUUCUGCCUCCAAAAUGAGUCAACGAGAAAAGCUGGAUUCAGUCAAUGCAGGCAGAGACAAAUAAUCUUUUAUGUUGGCCACGGAGACUUGAAUUUUCCGGCUAUAUUGGUGAGUAAAAACCUGUUCAAACCGGUGAUAGAUGCAUCGAGCUGGAAACAAGUGACGGAAUUUCCCGAUGUCCAGAUGUUUGGAAUUCCCUUAUCGGAUUAUUACAUCUACACUCCCGUGAUGCAAAAGGAUGCUUACGCAGUGUUAAUACCUCAAAUUUUCCAGGCCAAGAGGGACUCUUUCAUCAAUACCGAGGAUCUUUUGGCAUCUUGGAAAGUCUGGACGCCCUUACUGAAAGAGCAUUCUAAAGUGAGCCCACGUCUUUAUCCAGGAGGGGCCCAAAAUGGAGAUAUAUUGGACUUCACAGUAGAGGGAAGGGUGGUAUCUUUCAGUAGGUCAGACCCCGUGCAGAUCAUAUCGGAGAGUCCUAGCCUUCAAACUGCGAGUGACUACAAGGCAAUAGCCUCAACUUUCCGAGGGAAUACCUUGGUGUCUGCAGGCACAGAGGACCUGAUCAUUAAGCUGGCCUCCCACCUGCAGCAGAAAGCCCAGGACGCUGUGCAAGAGCGUGGGAACUUCCAUCUUGCCGUUUCAGGAGGCUCGAGCCCGAUUGACUUGUUCAGGAGGUUGGCCAUGCACCACUAUAUGUUCCCUUGGAAACGCACCCACUUUUGGAUGGUGGAUGAGCGGUGCGUCCCAUUCGAUGACCCCAAGUCGAACUUCAGGAGCUUGCAUGACAACCUGCUGAAGUACUUCAGGAUCCCUUAUGUCAACAUCCACCCAAUGCCCGUUCGCAUGAACCAAAGGCUGUGUGUUGAGGACGACCGCGGCGCAGAUCUCUACGCCAAUGAGAUUGAAAUGCUGGUCAAUAGGACAAGCUUUGAUUUUGUUUUGCUGGGGGUGGGUGCUGAUGGCCACACUGCCUCACUGUUUCCCAACAGCCAGGCUCUAACCCAUGAGGGAAACCUGGUUCUGUUUACAGAAAGCCCAGUCAAACCCCAUCAACGGAUGACCCUUUCUCUAAGUGCAAUCAACAAGGCUAGGCAUGUCGCUGUCUUAAUAACAGGGAAAAUCAAGCACCCGCUAGUGGCGAGGAUAAGCAAGGAGGUAAAGAAAUCAGAGAAAUUGCCCAUUACAAUGGUUCAGCCAUCAGGUGGUGAACUCAUUUGGUUUAUUGACCAUGACGCACUCUUUGGCUGAUCAAGUUUCAUCACAGUUAGCAUCUUCACUGCCUGCCAAUUCAAAACUUUGGGUGUAGCAAAUUCACUGAAGUCACUCUGUUAAAGAAUUGAUGUUUUCAUUCUUACUAUGGGGUAUGGGGUGUUAAUUCUGGGUGUGAGUAUCAAAGCAGCAAACAUUUUUAGAAAAUCUUAACAAGCAAUAAGUACAUUUUAAUUCAUUUCUACAGUUAUAUAGAACCCACUCCACUUUAUUCUGAAUAUUUUAACCGACCUGUUCGGACACAUGUCGGGAGCAGGUGGGUCUUGAACCCAGGCCUCCUGGCUCAGAGAUAGGGACACUACCGCCGAGCCACAAAUGGUCUUUCAUUUCAUUUUGUUGAUUGUAACUGAAUGAGACUCGGAUGUGUUCUAUAGCUAGACUGGUAAUUCACUUCAUUAGAUCCCUACCUCCAGGUGGUGAAACCAAACAGCUCUCCCAUUAUUAGGUAAUUAAUCCACAACCUUUUGUACAUUUUUAUUAAAUAGUGACACCUCUGAGUGUAUGAAUGAUUGGUUGAAAUGUUGAGUGGUCAUGUCACAGACAACUGUUCGAAUGGUUCAGCUUUCUGUUGCCAAUGUCCUGUAAGAAAUAAUGAUUUAUCUGCAAACCAGCUGGUCACAAACAGUCUCCCAGAUCUAUAGGCAUGUAUUUUCCCUGAAUGUCAGCCAAGUGUCUUUUUACUCAGGUAUCCUUUUCGGAAAGAAGACAGGGGCAUUUAACCACAGAGACUGUGCAACAAAGUGAGAAGAAGCGUAUAAACAUAUGUUGCAAAAUACAGGGGCUAUUUGGAAUUUUCUUUCUGCCCCAACUGUGGUGCUUGUAGCAGAACCUUCGCUGAGGUUCUGCUAGUCUCACUAAAAGUGCAAACUUAAUUUACAUGGCCUUAGCAAAUCUCACUGUCAUGGCUUACGUCUUCAACACAGGAAAAUAUUUUAGUAGUGAACAUGUUAGGAAGAGAGGAAAGGAAGGCACCUUCCUUUGGUGAAGAAAAUUGCUGGAUACCAGCACUAGUUUUGCCAUUGGAGGUUACAGCUGUAAUUCUGACUAACAUGGAGAUAGAGUGUUGGAGUCCAGAAAGACGUUUAUUGAAGAAUAGAACUGGAGCUAAUCCGCACACACUUUCACAUUGAUCUGCAGACUAGCUCAUUAUGAGCAUAUAUCUAAACCAACAACAGUUUUUCAGUCUGUGUCUAAAAGGAUUUAAGUGUCAAUGUCCACAAGCUGCACACAUACAAUUAAACAUCAUCACUAUACAAUUAACAUUGAGCCUUGUUGUGAUAAGGGGAGGUUUAGGUAGGAAUGUAGCGUAAUCAGAAUGGCCAUGAUCUUCUUGAUCUAUGGAAUUCCUUGCCCAGUGAAGUAGUUGACGCUACUUCAGUAAACUCUUUUUAAAAAAAAGUAGAUUUUUUUUGAACAAUAAAGGA
Molecule: messenger RNA, 3905 nt
Organism: Rhincodon typus (whale shark)
Lineage: Eukaryota; Metazoa; Chordata; Chondrichthyes; Orectolobiformes; Rhincodontidae
Gene: h6pd
Product: hexose-6-phosphate dehydrogenase (glucose 1-dehydrogenase)
Exons: 5
Coding region: 79-2460 (793 amino acids)
Biological process (GO): pentose-phosphate shunt, oxidative branch; glucose metabolic process; pentose-phosphate shunt
Cellular component (GO): endoplasmic reticulum
Molecular function (GO): 6-phosphogluconolactonase activity; glucose-6-phosphate dehydrogenase activity; NADP binding
Source: RefSeq, a predicted model, not a curated record